Molecule: messenger RNA, 900 nt
Organism: Dothidotthia symphoricarpi CBS 119687
Lineage: Eukaryota; Fungi; Ascomycota; Dothideomycetes; Pleosporales; Dothidotthiaceae
Exons: 2
Source: RefSeq, a predicted model, not a curated record
AUGCUUCCGCCUGUUGAUCCGGCGGUGCUGCAGCGGAAUCCUAACUUUGAGGUUCUGUAUCAGGAUCUUACUGCACGGAAAUUAAAUGGCGAUGGGUCGACGAGGGAUACGAAGAAGCAGCGGAUGCAUGAUGAGAUUGGAAAGAGUUUUACAACCGCCCGAAGAGAUCUACUCUCAUCUCAAAUCCUCAUCAAAGCCCUCUCAGACCUCCCCGCAAAAACAUCAACCCUCCCUCCCGAGCUACACACCUGCAUCGAAAUAGUCACAGCCCAACUAAGCGGCCACAUCCCCCCCAGCGACCGAGAAAUCCUCUCCAGCGAGAUAACUUUCUUCCUCGACAACAUCUCCAUGAUCGCCGACAUCAUCUCGCACAACCUCACCCGCGUCGCCGACGUCCUAUGCACCAUCACAGACCCCACAAACCCACCCCCCAUCCCCGACCUAACAACACGAGCCACCACCCUCCACAAAACAGCAACAAACUCCCACCCCCACGCCCUCCACACAUCCCGCAUCACCCUCAUCAACACAGCCUCCUCCCUCCUCGCAACCCACCGCUCCCUCCUCGAAUCCAGCAUCCGCAUCCUCGAGCAAACCCAGCACGGCGCGCUAGCCCGCCACACCAAGUCGCGCGCCGAGCUGCUGCACUCGCGCGCCACGCUGCUCGGCCUGCAGGCUAAGAUCCACGCGUGCAGUCACCCGCCGCCCGCGGAGUUUGUCGCCGCGCUGAAGGAGUUCCGCCGCCUGCAGGGCGUGGGCGAGAAGGCGUUGAGGAACCGGGAGGCGCUGGCGAGGAGCGAGUUGGCGCUUUAUGAGAGGGCGGGGGAGAAGGGGAUGAGGGAUUUGGCGCGGAGGAAGGGCGAGCUUGAGCGCGAGAUUGGGCGCGUGGAGGGGGAGGUG